This is a messenger RNA of Cryphonectria parasitica EP155, 1377 nucleotides long. RefSeq lists its product as uncharacterized. Bases 1 to 1377 code for a protein of 458 amino acids. The transcript has 3 exons. NCBI's taxonomy places the organism in Eukaryota, Fungi, Ascomycota, Sordariomycetes, Diaporthales, Cryphonectriaceae. The record is from RefSeq and is a predicted model, not a curated record.
AUGACUCCAUCCGUGAUUUCUAACGUGGAGUUCUUCGCGAGCCCUCGGCGCAUUGUGCUAUGUUUUGAUGGGACUGGCAAUCGCUUCGAAGGAGCCGAGAAGGACACGAACAUUGUGAAGCUCUACCAGAUGCUCCUCAGAGAUACUCCGGGGCAAUACCACUACUACCAGCGUAAGUCUCAUGAGACUCAGCUGGCAUUGGGACAUAUGUUAGACGAAUCACCUACCAAAGCUCUCUUGCGGUUCUGGUCAGCUGCCAAGCCUUUCUUCAUCACUACAUUGGACCAAGCUAUCGGGGUAUCCUUCGAAGACCAUGUUCUGGCAGGCUAUAAGUUUAUCAUGCGUCACUACGAGAAGGACGAUCAUAUUUACAUCUUCGGCUUCUCGCGCGGAGCCUACACAGCUCGCUUCCUGGCAGAGAUGGUGCACGAGAUCGGCCUCUUGUCCAAGGGCAACGAAGAGAUGGUCCCGUUCGCAUGGGAAACGUUCAGCAACUUCCAGAAUUCACGUGGGAACGAGCCACAGGCCGACAAAGACAAGGCUCUGAGGAGCUACAUGGUCAAGUUCAAGGCAGCCUUCUGCCGUCCAGGAGCUGCCGUCCACUUUCUCGGACUCUUCGACUGUGUCAACAGCGUGGGCCAGUUUGAGAUUCCCCGCCAUCGAAAGUCGUACCGAUACAUGGCCAGCCCAGCAGCUCGACACAUUCGGCAUGCUGUCUCCAUCCAUGAGCGGCGCCUCAAGUUCAAACCGGCACUGUUCCAUGUCGACAAAGAUGGCCCGCCUGUUGACCUUAAGGAAGUCUGGUUCGCUGGCAAUCAUGCCGAUGUGGGAGGAGGAUGGGACCUUCAACACGGGCAAAGACACCUCCUAUCCGACACGCCUCUCUUCUGGAUGAUCCAAGAAGUGCUAAAUCUGCCGGGUUCGACCCGCAAACUCUCAUUCAACUCUCCUUACGUGGUUAACAUUGUCGAAUCGGAGAACAAAUUCCCAGGAAAGGAGGAGGCAGAGACCACGGCUUUUGAGGUUCGCCGGCGUACAAACCAGCCACAUGAUAUGCUGAGACGCGGAGGCGGCGUGGGGCUCCUCUACCUAAUGAUUAUUACAUAUAAUUUAUGUUCUUCUGCAGAGCUUCUGCCACUUUUCACGCGCCUUGAGCUAAUCAGAGGCCGCUGGAUACCUGUUAGGUAUCCACCCAAUCUAGGAGCGCCCCGUGACUUGCCUCUAGAUGCAGAAAUCCACCCGAGCGUAUAUGAGAUGAUACAAGCCGGAAUAUUAGACAAAGCUUCCAUUCCAGACAAGGGAGGCGACAAUCCUCACCUGCCUAACGUUGCUAGUAUAAGGCAUCAAGGGAAAAUGCUUCGGCAGCGCGAGGCCUAG